Molecule: messenger RNA, 1541 nt
Organism: Ectocarpus sp. CCAP 1310/34
Lineage: Eukaryota; Phaeophyceae; Ectocarpales; Ectocarpaceae
Source: the annotation of a GenBank genome assembly
AUGGAACGCGUUUCCAAAGAGAAUUCAGCCUUGCUGCAGGAGUUGGCCAAGCUCAAGGCUUCACAAGCAGCGGCAAGCUCUACCAUCCCUAGUACGAUCCAAACUCCAGCGGCUGUGGUCGUGGUGAAAGAGGAAUCGUCUCGACCUGAGGUGUCGAAAGCUGUCUCUGAGGACCCUGUGGCACCCCCUCCCAACUCAUCGCGCAACACGUCAAUUUGGGAGUUGACUUUCCCGGUGAAAGGCUCGAGACAAGCCGUUGUUGUCCAAGUGUCGCGGAAAUCCACGUGCGAGACUUUGUGCGAGUCUAUCGCCGAGAAGUUAGACGUCGCCGACGCAAGGAUCGUCUUGCGUGACAAUAGCACAGGUGCAAUGGUCCCUCUAGAGGCGUUGUCAAACGAACUCCAAGACCUGUACGGCAGGGGUGCUUUAGAGUUAGAAGUGCUGCAAGGGCAUGUACUAUCCGACAACGCGGUGGACGGACUGGUGGAAUUCUACGAGAAGAACGUGCCAAUUCAAGCCAAGGAGUCUUCGGUGGUGGGACAGUCUAUGGCCGAGAUCGAUUUGGCUGCCAAACGGCACGUCAACGUCGGCCAGAAGGGGAAUAGGGGCGACGAAGCUUUACUGGGACAAUGGGGAGAUCAUGCCGAAGUCGGCACUGACCACGCCGAAAAGCAGGUCGAAAGCAUCCGCGCACAGCUCUCGGCAACCCUGAUGGCCGAACGCUUCCCGGCCAACAACUUCCACCUCCCCAAGAGCGCCAGCAUCAGCCGCACCGCCCCUGGCCUGGGUCUCACCGCCAGCAGCACCCCCAAGGGCGGCACCGAUGGCCUUGGAGAAGGAGACAUAUUUGUUGAUAACGAGGGGGAGGGCCAGCUGUCACUUGCGGAGCUCGAGAGGACAGUGGAGGAGAGGAAACGGAUGAGACCACCUGGAAUGGAACGUCAGAUGGAAAGCGUGUCAAAGUCCAUGGAAAAACAACUCAACCAACUUCUGGAGGAGGCGGAGGAAGAGCUGCAGCAGCUAGAGGAAGACAGUCUCGGCUCCACCGAUCCCUCGGAAUACGCGGCUGUCCCGCCCUUAGCAGACCCCGCGCGAAACAGCAGGAGCUUCCAGGCGGUGGACGCGGAACAUGGCCACCCAUUCGGCAACUCACGCCAACAGCGGAACAGUUUCGAACCGCGCUCGAAGCGCCCGGGGGAGGGGAGGCUAGAGGACGAAGACAUUCCCAAGAGUGACUGGGGCAGGACGUUGGACACGACGGUCUCUAUCCCGGAGGGCGCGGAGGAAAGGGCUGACCAGCACGAGGCGAACGCGUCCCGUGAGCACGACCUCCAACACGGUAGUAUUUUUGGCGAUGGUGACAGCGAGGAUGCUGCACCAACGGGGAUGGCGUAGGAGAAAGGAGAUGUGGACAUGACCGCGCUUGGUGCCUUGGCGAUAUCCCGGGCAAGGAAGGAGAGGCUUAUUUUCUGUGCGAAUUUGGUGACUACGGUGGCGGGCGCCAGUCUGAAAUGAGAUAUCCGUUAUUUGGCAUAGAUGCG